GUGAAGGCGUCAUCAUCCAGGGCUUUACAAUCGAUAUCAGACUCAUCGAACAACAGGAACUGCAGCAUGAGAGAAAAAAAGGUGUUUUGUGUAUGAAGUUAGUUAGCUAACGCUAACUUUAAAUACUGUGAAAAGAAACACUUAAUGCGAAUAUUUGCAAACGGAAACAUUGAUAUAGUGUUCGAUAUCCACCGAAACGAGUCAUCCUGAAGUGAUCGGCCGCUUUCUCUGAGAGUCAGACAGGAUGGAUCCAGCUCUACUUAGGGAGCGGGAGCUGUUCAAGAAGAGAGCUCUAUCCACUCCAGCAGUAGAGAAGAGACAGGCUUCAUCAGACUCUGGAUCACAUAAGAAGAAGAAGCCCAAACUUGAAAAGGAGAGCUCCUCAGGGUCCAAACACAGUGCAGAGUCUAGUAAUGGCAGCUUCAACAUCAAGGCGAGUUCUGGGUACAAGUUUGGCUGCCUCGCCAAGAUAGUCAAUUACCUGAAGACCAGGCAUCAGAAUGGUGACACACACUUCCUGACCCUGGAGGAGAUUCUGGAUGAGACUAAACUUCUUGACAUCAGUAUGAAACAGAAACAGUGGCUUAUGACAGAGGCAUUGGUCAGCAACCCAAAAAUUGAUGUCCGUGAUGGAACUUAUGGAUUCAAGCCAAAGUACAACCUGAAGGACAAGAAAGCCUUACUGAGGUUGCUGGACAAACACGACCAGCUGGGCCUGGGAGGGGUGCUGCUGGACGACGUGGAGGAGGGACUGCCAAACUCGGCCAAGGCCAUUAAGGCUUUGGGGGAUCAGAUCAUCUUUGUGACAAGACCAGAUAAGAAGAAGAUCCUUUUCUACAAUGACAAACACUGCCAGUUUACUGUAGAUGAAGAAUUCCAGAAACUUUGGAGGAGCGUUCCAGUUGAUUCCAUAGAUGAAGAUAAGAUUGAGGAGUACCUAAAGAAACAAGGCAUCUCCUCCAUGCAGGAAACGGGACCAAAGAAAGUGGUGAUACCAGUUCAAAAGAGGAAGAAGCAAGGUGGACAAAGGAAGAGACUCAAGACUCACAACAACCAUUGGCAGGGGUCCUGGAGGGACUACUCAGAUGGUGUUCCUGUGAAGAAAUAAAAUUAUUUCCCUCAGUGUGUCUCACCCUCUUAGGGAAGAUGUAGAAUCUGUAAAUCCGAAACGGCUCCCUAACAAAACCCUGGGCACACUGCGAUACAGACGUUUUCAUGAGUGUUUGUUUGUGUCAAACCAACUAGCUUCUUUUCCUUUCUUUGCACUCCUUCUAGUGAUCAGUGAUCUUGUAUUAUAUGGAGUGAAGAGCAACGUGUUGUGGAAUCCUUUUUUUUGUUUAACGAUCAGUGAGACCUGAAGGACAGUGGAGGAAAAGAGUAAUAAGACCAUUAAAGACACUAAAUCCCCUAACCAAGACCAUUCUCAAGUGGGGUGCUGCAACCUUAUUGUUACAGUGAGGUAAGGUUACGGUGUGUAAAUACUUUCAUUUUAUUCAGUAUUUCGCGAAGAGGUGUGUGUAAGGUUUAUUUGACAGGGCAGCAGUCCUCAUCUGAUGGCCACCUUCAGUCCUUUUAAAAGGGACUGCAGAAGACGGGAUUGUGUUGUGCAGUGCAUCACAUAGAGGUAUUUCAUCCAACGUAAAACAUCUUUGACAGAACUGCCUGUGAAAUUUGAAAUAUUUGAAUCCUUUCACUUUUUAGCCUGAUUGCAGAAUAGUUUUAAAUGCAAAUCUUUUUUGAAUUUAUUUUAAUAAAUGAUACUGUUGCAGGA
Molecule: messenger RNA, 1771 nt
Organism: Notolabrus celidotus (New Zealand spotty)
Lineage: Eukaryota; Metazoa; Chordata; Actinopteri; Labriformes; Labridae
Gene: gtf2e2
Product: general transcription factor IIE, polypeptide 2, beta
Biological process (GO): transcription initiation at RNA polymerase II promoter
Cellular component (GO): transcription factor TFIIE complex
Source: RefSeq, a predicted model, not a curated record